AAAGGAAACAAAACGGGUGUGUUUUCAUCGUCCUGCCAGUGGGCUUUAAGAGUGGAGAGCAAAUGGGUUGGUUUAUUUGCGUGCGGCUUUCUCUUAACGCAAACUGAAGAGCACUUGGGAAGCCAUGGCCAGAACACUGUUGUUGCUCCUGUCUGCUCUCUGCUGCUGCCUAGCGGGCAAUGUGGAGCUCCGCCGCACUAAGAGAGGGACUCGUUUUUACCGAGGUGAGCCCAACAGACGGCCAGCCAGACGGAUGCUUUUGAUUAUUCAUGUCACGAAGUCUUCACCCUCCUUUGCCACCUCCCUACAUUGUGUGGACGCUCAAACGUCGGCGGUGCGUAGUUAUCGGGACACUUGGCUGCGAUGGAUGGGGCCGCGCGUGGAGUAUUGCCAUUGUGCGAUAAAAGGACGAGAGCGUUGUCAUAUUGUGCCCGUCAUCAACUGCUACGUGUCUCAGUGCUACAACGGGGGAACCUGCAAGGAGGCGGUGUACACUGCGGACUACAUUUGCCAGUGUCCCCCAGGCUUCAGUGGGGCUCAGUGUGAGAUCAACUCCAAUGAGAGAUGCUUCGUGGGGCGGGGCGGAGGCUACCGCGGCACAUGGAGCAGCAGCCAGUCGGGAGCCGAGUGCAUCAACUGGAACGCCACCUCUCUGAGGGGAAGGAAGUUCACCGCCAGGAAAAUGGACGCCAAUAGCCUCGGACUGGGCAAUCACAACUUCUGCAGGAACCCUGACAACGACAGCAAUCCUUGGUGUUACAUCUAUAAAAACACUCAGAUCGACUGGCAGUUGUGUUCCACGCCCAAAUGUCCAAAAGAUAAGAACCAAGAAUGUGCGAAGGGCUCCGGUCAGUCAUACCGAGGCACCGCGUCCGAAACGAAGAGCGGCUCUCGCUGCCUCCCGUGGGACUCGCCAGCGGUCAAGCACAAGGUCAACACUGCGUGGAGAUCCGACGCCUUGGAGCAGGGCCUGGGCAGCCACAGCUUCUGCAGGAACCCGGACGGCGACACAGGUCCGUGGUGUCACACCUACAAGAGCAUGCGGCUGACCUGGGAGCUGUGCGACAUCCAGAAAUGCUCGAGACGCCCAUCCGUCAUCAGCACUCUCGGCCCACGCGGCCCCACCACGAACAGCCAUCACGGGGCAACAUGUGGCCAGCGCUUGGACAACACCCUGAAUCGCCCGGCGUUCCGCAUGUUUGGGGGCAGAAAGAGCGACAUCACGGAGCAGCCGUGGCAGGCGGCCAUCAACGUUUACCAGCCCCGUCUCAGAAAACACUUCCACCGAUGCGGAGGAGUCCUCAUUCACCCCUGUUGGGUCCUGUCUGCGGCCCACUGCUUCGAGGACAAAGCUAAAGCAGAAAAACUGGAGGUGAUUUUGGGGAGAACGUUCCGGAAGCAGAACUCCAGCAGCGAGCAGAUUUUCAAGGUGGAGAAGUACUGGAAUCACGAGAAAUUCGACAACGAAACAUUUGACAACGACAUCACUCUCUUGAAGCUGAAGACGGACAUUGGCAUCUGUGCCGUAAACUCUCCAGAGGUUCUCCCCGCGUGUCUGCCUGAACGUGGGCUGGUGCUGCCCGACUGGACCGAGUGCGAGAUCUCGGGCUACGGAAAAGACUCCGAAUUUGCUGCAGAGUACUCGGAGAGAGUAAAGAGAGGUUACGUCCGCCUGUGGCCCAGAGAGCGCUGCGUCCCAGACGUGCUGUCCCAACGGCCAAUCACCUCCAACAUGCUGUGCGCCGGUGACACCCGAGGCCUGGACGACGCCUGCAAGGGAGACUCUGGUGGCCCGCUUGUCUGUCGAAACAAUGACAAGAUGACUCUGAUGGGUGUGAUCAGCUGGGGCGACGGGUGCGGGCAGAGGGAUAAGCCCGGGGUCUACACCCGCGUCACUCACUACAUCGACUGGAUCAACAGCAAAAUCAAGGCGAACCCCGUCUAAAGGAAGAGAGCCUGCAGAGGCACGUUGAUGGAUGAGCAUACCCAUAAACCAGAGUGUGGUCCUUGUGAAGAUACACAAGAGGGGUCCACGGGAGUCUUGGUUCUGUUGUUCAUCUCUUGAUCGAAAUCCAAACUGAUGGAGGUUUUAAACCAGCAGGACCGCGCCAACAGAGGCGCAAGGAUCUCAAUCCCCAGUGUUCUGGUUCUCACUGUGUUAAAUGUGACACCACGACAAAAAACAAACAAACGGACUCUAUCUCGUUCUGGGACAUCUGGAUCGCGAUGGUACCUUUUUUGUCUGUUCACGUAAACGCGUGUUUUCUGAAUAUUUCGUCCACCAAAAAUGUAGGCUCGAGCAGCAAGCCUGACAGGAAAAGUAGGGAAUAUAUAUAUAUAUAUCCAGGUUUAUAUUGCUGCUCUUUCUGGCUUUGUGUCGGUUUAUGCAAAUAAGUCCCACAUGGUAAAGACUUCAGGUCAGUAGGUGUUUCUGAUCCUAAAGCACACUCCACUCAGCAGUUACUCUGCCAUGACUUUUCACAUCACAGUAACUACAAUAGGAAUUUCUAAAAACAAAAAAAGACAUUUUGGGCAAAGAUUGUGUCUUCUAGAUGAGAGGUUGCGUAAUGUUCUGCGUUUGCUCUUGUUGGUGCUUGAGGGGCUCCUGACCAAAAACACAGAACGUAUCUGCUGGUUCGGAUCGUGUGUGUUGUUUGCAGUGUGAGGCCCUUUGGGGUCAGAUUUGGACGGGUGGAGGCUCUGAGACACGCCGUUCAACAAACCAGGCACCACCGUUCCUUUUUCUUACAAUUUGUUUUUUAAUGAGAUUUCCGGAGCUCUUCUCCAACAGACACCUGGGUUGAGCCCAGCAUGUAUAUAACAUGUAUAUUGUCUGAAUAUAACUUUUUUAUAUUUCAAAUGACUUGGGGCUGUUCUUUUCUGUUCUACAAUAAAACUGAUUAUUGACUGUAAAACUUGACAAACUCACUUUGUUCUGUGACUGGGUUUUAGAUGUUUUUUUUACUAAGUUAAUAUUUGUGUAUUUUAUUACUUUUGCAGUGUGUAGUUUGGUAAUGUAUUGUCUGUCAUAAUCACAUCUGGAAAAAUACUUGUUUUUUCAAUAAAUAUUUGUAAGACAUC
Pseudoliparis swirei is the source of this 3081-nucleotide messenger RNA. RefSeq names its product plasminogen activator, tissue (gene plat). Gene Ontology annotation, molecular function: serine-type endopeptidase activity. The record is from RefSeq and is a predicted model, not a curated record. Gene Ontology annotation, biological process: plasminogen activation; smooth muscle cell migration. The transcript has 15 exons. Lineage: Eukaryota; Metazoa; Chordata; Actinopteri; Perciformes; Liparidae. Bases 125 to 1945 code for a protein of 606 amino acids.